CCCACCAGUGCCACCCACCAGUGCCCAUCAGUGCAGCCCAGUAGUGCUGCCAGUCAGUGCCACCAGUCAGUGCCCAGCGGUUGUGCCAGUCAGUGCCCAGCAGUGAUGCCAGUCAGUGCCACCUAUCAGUGCUGUCUAUCAGUACCCAUUAUCAGUGUCGCCUAUCAGUGCCACCAAUCAGUGCCGCAUAUCAGUGCCACCUAUCUGUGCCACCUCAUCAGUGCUGCCUAUCAGUGUCGCCUAUCAGUGCCGCCUAUCAGUGCUGCCUAUCAGUGCCCUUCAGUUGCCCAUCAGUGCUGCCUAUCAGUGCCCAUCAGUGCUGCCUCAUCAACGCACAUCAGUGAAGGAGAAAAAUUACCUGUUUGA
Staurois parvus is the source of this 366-nucleotide messenger RNA. NCBI's taxonomy places the organism in Eukaryota, Metazoa, Chordata, Amphibia, Anura, Ranidae. The record is from the annotation of a GenBank genome assembly.